CUUAAAGUUUAGCUUCACUUUGACAGCUGACAGAGGCCGGUAAAAGACAUUUCUAUGCGAAAUUUGAUUUAAUUAUCCAUAAUAAUAUGUUCUCUAUAAGGCAUACAUGAAAAUCGAAUCUCUAAAAUCAAAUUUAGAAGUGUUAUGGAUGUGAUAUAAAGUUGACAUAUUUACAGAACUUUGCAAUGGAGCCUUUCCAGUAAUAUGUCUAAGUUUAUACAGUGCAUGCUGUCAAAGACAUCCCUGAGAUGUGGCACACUCCAUGAUGAGAUGUACACAUUAAUGAGGUGAUGUAACUUGGACAGAACUUCAUUCAUAUCCAUUCUUUUUAUGAUGGAAAAGUUGGAUGUGGUCAGAAUGCCUCAUUAGCUAAUUAGUUUGUGGUUGUUAGUAAUUACUGUACACUCUUGUAUAAAUUCAUUUUGGCAUAAGGCCUGGGCAUCCUUUAAUGCAUAGGUUUUGUGAUUAUUGCAAUGGGAACAGUGCUGACCUACACAGCACAAUUAUACAUAUGAUAUCGCAAAAUAAUGCAGAAAUUCCAUGACCAUGUUUUUUUGCAGAAAUAUUGCGGUAAGAGAUUAGCAAUUAGCAAUAGCAAUUAUGGGAAAUCCUUGAAUUCGCAUGAAUUUGUGAAAACACAAGAUCGCUAAAUCCUGGAAGGACUGAUAUGCUUAUAAUUCCACCAAACACUCAUACGAAAUAACAGCAAUACAGUUCAUUUAUCACUGUAUUCUUAAAUGUAUGAUGUAAGGUACUAUAAAUCACUGAACAAAGACACUACAAUUCAGAUAUGGCAAAUGCAAGAAAAUGAUAAGACAACCUUCCCCCUGAUCAUUUAAUGGCUAAUUUCUACACUCCAGUCAGGGUCACAAGACUUGGAUUGUGUCCCAAUUCUUAAAUAUGUUGCUGCUUUUAUUUUAUAAUAUAUUUACUAUACUGUAUAUUUUCAUGAUCCAAUCAAUAUUGCAUAUUGUAGUAAAUAUUGUUUAUAUUGGCAAUUUGCUUCAUAGCUCAUCUUCUAUUUUUUGGUUGUUUUCACUUUCCACAAUGCAGUUUAUCUGCAGGUGCAUCUAUGCUUCAGGUCAGGUAUCUAGUGAUUUAAACAUCACUGUGCUCAGUGUUGCUCGAUGUCUGGGCCGCCACUCUCGGGUCUCUUAGCUCAUUAUGAGGUCAUAGUGGUGGGUGUAGGUUACCGUAGCGAGCGUGACACAAGUCUCUGUCCUGUGGAGUCUGCUCUAAGCACCGGGAGAUAAGGGAUGUCUGGGAUAAAGUGGGAUUAGUGUGGAGGUAUAAAGCGCCGGAAGCAUCCAACAGAGGCAGGGUAGUGUAGUCACACAGGUGAGUGAGAGUCUUUAAGGCUACAGGCUGUUUUCCCUGACUGCACAGUGCUUUGGUUAACAUUUUCACAGUUUUAAUAAUUAUCAUUUUAUUAGAAUAUAACAGGACUUAUAAGUCAUGUGUACAUAUGUAGAAAGACACACUUGUGUGCAUGACAAACACUAUCUUUAUCUGUGACUUUGAACAUCAUUGUAAGCGAUAUUCGUUCACCCAUUUAUCCAUUACAAAAAAGCCUGCCAACACACAUACCACUCAGUGUGAACACACCUCUGAAUGGGAUCAAAACCAUGAUGAAAUGUGCGAGUUUUGUUGUUUAGUCUUUUUCUGUCAUAUUUUCCAUCAUCAGUUCUGCUGUACGCUGUUGAGUGGUGAUGGCUGCCUCUGCGUUUCUCACUGCUGUGCUGCUGGCUGCGCUCCUCCGUCUGGCCGCGCCCAUGUGUGUUCCCACCGAACACACGCUGUACGUGGAGAAGCACGAGUGUGACUUCUGCGUGGCCAUCAACACCACCAUCUGCAUGGGCUUCUGCUUCUCCAGGGACAGCAACUUGAAAGAGCUGGCCGGGCCUCGCUUCCUGCUCCAGAGGGGCUGCACCUACCAGGACGUGGAGUACCGCACGGUGGUGCUGCCCGGCUGUGCCCUCCACGCCGACUCCCUCUUCACCUACCCCGUGGCCCGGAGCUGCCACUGUGGGACCUGCAGCACCCAGAGUGACGAGUGUGCCCACAAGACCAGAGGCAUGGGUGGCCAGUGCUCCAAACCCCUCUGGCACCUUUACCCUUACCCUGACCAGAGCAACUACAUCCAGUACAACUGAAGGAUGACAGACAGACAGACAGACAGACAGACAGACAGACAGACAGACAGACAGACAGACAGACAGAGAG
This is a messenger RNA of Clupea harengus (Atlantic herring), 2223 nucleotides long. It is a transcript of the gene tshba, whose product is annotated as thyroid stimulating hormone subunit beta a. Gene Ontology annotation, biological process: G protein-coupled receptor signaling pathway. The record is from RefSeq and is a predicted model, not a curated record. Gene Ontology annotation, molecular function: hormone activity. Gene Ontology annotation, cellular component: cytoplasm; extracellular region. NCBI's taxonomy places the organism in Eukaryota, Metazoa, Chordata, Actinopteri, Clupeiformes, Clupeidae.